UUACAGCUUUUCUCUUGGCUAAAAUUCCAUGGAGAUGAACCCCGAGAUUGCCCCUUAUGGGGGCGCAUUGGUGAUGGUGGUGGAGUACCUAGAAUCCUCUAUGUGCAGAGAUCUGCUCUCCAAAUUCCCUGACAAUUCGGCCUUUGAUUUUGACUAUUCACAGAGCUCCAUUUGGUCCCCUUUGAUCCACAGGAAAUUUCCUUCAACAACUCCCAUCAGUAAUGACCGCAGAAAUGUACUGAGCUGCGGCCUCUCGAGAAAGCUUGUUUACAAUGAUGAUGAAGGGCUGACCAAGAUCAAGAAAGUGACUGCAAAUAUCAAGAGAAAGUUCACUGAUGCUGUUUCUGAUAAUCUCCUGAAGUAUCAAAAGAUGAGGAAGAGAAAGAGGAAGAACAGUCUUGAUUUUACUCCUUGCCCUUCUUCUAAGCUUCCUUCCACUAGUCCAACACCAAGAAAGGGAUGGGUAAAGGUGCUGAAAGCUGCUUCUAAGCAUUUCAAAAAGAAGAGCAAGAAGAGAGACUCGUAUACUCAGAUCAACUUCUCAAGUUGUUUCACGUAAACAGACUCCUGAGAACUGCUUUUCUAGUUUUCUUCACAUCGGUCAUCUUUUGCUGCCAUGUUUCUCAUUCUUUUAUGUAAUUCGAUUACUAUCAUCAAAUUCUAUUAAUAGACCGAAUUACUGAGUAGUCUUUAGAAAUUUAUAGGUUUUGCACAUUUUCGAACUUCUAUCUUGUCAUCAUCCUAAAGGUUUAACAGAUUUUGAAACUGCAGUUAGGUUGUAACCAUCCUAAUGCUGCUAUUUAGA
This is a messenger RNA of Coffea eugenioides, 805 nucleotides long. RefSeq lists its product as uncharacterized. The record is from RefSeq and is a predicted model, not a curated record. Bases 29 to 559 code for a protein of 176 amino acids. Lineage: Eukaryota; Viridiplantae; Streptophyta; Magnoliopsida; Gentianales; Rubiaceae. The transcript has 2 exons.